AUGACUGGGGUUGCAGUGUGCAGUGGCUCCGUCAGCUCUAUCAAGUCCCUUUGGGAGACUAGAAUUAAGAAAACGAAACAAGAUCUGCAGAAGCAACAAGAACAAAGGGCCGGUGUAGGUAGGGUGAGACAUAACUGGGAAGAUCGGAUUAUAUUGGCCAAGCUGAAAGAGAAGGUGGUGACAGAGGAAGGACGUGUCAUUUUAAGGAUAGAGAAAGAAGAAUGGAAGACUUUGCCUCGAGCCUUGGUUCACUUUCCUCAACUCAUGGAGUGGCAGCUUCACAGGGUUGGACUACAGACAAUCCCCCGCUUCAUUUCCAGCUUUGAGAAUCUGCUUGUUCUUGACCUGUCCCGAAAUGCCAUCACAGAGAUCCCGAAAGAGAUUGGUAAACUGACCAGGCUAAGGGAGUUGCUGGUGAGCUACAAUAGAGUGCAAAGUAUUCCAGAAGAACUGGGCUGUUGUGAGAACCUGGAGAAACUGGAGCUGGCAAUGAACAGGGACCUUGACGAGCUGCCUUCAGAGAUUAGCAACCUGAAGAAGCUUUGCCACUUGGAUCUCUCCAUGAACCAGUUCACAGAGAUCCCAGAGUGUGUGGUGAGUCUGCCUGCCCUGGAAUGGUUGGAUAUGGGUGGAAAUCGGCUGCAGAGCUUACCACAUGACAUCCACAGAAUGGAGAAGCUGCAUACUAUGUGGCUGCAGAGGAACGAACUGGAGUUCCUGCCUGACAACAUCUGUUACAUGCGAAGCCUGGACACACUGGUGCUUAGCAACAAUAAGCUACAUGACAUUCCCUCAAUGAUGGAGGACAUGAACAACCUCAGGUUUGUGAAUUUCAGAGACAACCCUCUAACAUAUGAAGUGGAGCUACCUGCUGCCCUGAAGAAAUCUGAGGAUGAGGAAGAGGAUGACAGAGAGAUGUUUGGCCGAGAUUUCAUGCGUGUCUACUGCCAGGAGGCACGGAAAAGAGUUAACUCAAACUACACCUCAGAACUAAAUGUGACCCUUGAAGCUGUGGCAGAAUCUGCACCGUCACUGUGA
Salvelinus namaycush (lake trout) is the source of this 1038-nucleotide messenger RNA. RefSeq names its product leucine rich repeat containing 39 (gene lrrc39). The record is from RefSeq and is a predicted model, not a curated record. Lineage: Eukaryota; Metazoa; Chordata; Actinopteri; Salmoniformes; Salmonidae. The transcript has 8 exons. Gene Ontology annotation, molecular function: protein binding. The coding region runs from base 1 to 1038 and encodes 345 amino acids.